Molecule: messenger RNA, 3459 nt
Organism: Metschnikowia bicuspidata var. bicuspidata NRRL YB-4993
Lineage: Eukaryota; Fungi; Ascomycota; Pichiomycetes; Serinales; Metschnikowiaceae
Gene: ADP1
Product: putative ATP-dependent permease
Exons: 1
Coding region: 106-3162 (1018 amino acids)
Cellular component (GO): membrane
Molecular function (GO): ABC-type transporter activity; ATP hydrolysis activity; ATP binding
Source: RefSeq, a predicted model, not a curated record
UACUUCAUAGACACCGCCCAAUUAGCCAAUUCGGACACUUCCGUCAACUCGUCGCACCUAGAAAACUUGCCAAAUACAUUUAACAAAUCCCAACCACUUUGGGCCAUGAGGAUCUUAAAAUGGGUCUUUUUAUCGCUGCUCACAGUGGCCCUCCAGAACCCGAGCCUGCCUAACAAUGUACGGUCGGCUGUGCUCUUGGAAAGAAUCAGCAACAACGCCGCCAUUCGGGAAAUUUUUGAUCCAAAUGUGGAGAUGUUCCUGGGCCAACCCGACGACAAAACGCCCAGCGAUGACUGCCCGCCUUGUUUCAAUUGCAACCUCCCAAAUUUCGAGUGCACUCAGUUUUCCCAGUGUAAUACUUUCACGGGAAUGUGUGAAUGUCGUGACGGAUACGGCGGCAUGGACUGCUCCGUGCCCUUAUGUGGUGGUCUAGAGGAUGGCAAUGGCAACAGGCCCAUGAGAAAACAUGACACCUGUGACUGUAAAAAUGGAUGGGGAGGCAUCAACUGUAACUUGUGUACCGAGGACUCGGCGUGUGACGCCUUUGUGCCCGAGGGCUUGAAAGGCACGUGCUACAAAGGCGGGCUUCUUGUGAACAAGUUCCACCAGAUGUGUGACGUGACCAACAAGAAAAUCGUGGCCAUCUUGGACGGCAAAAUCCCACAGGCUACUUUCAGCUGCAACAAGACCGCCGAGACUUGCGACUUCCAGUUCUGGAUCGACCAAAAAGAGUCCUUUUAUUGUGACUUGAACCAGUGCAAGUACGAGUUCAACGCCAGGUCUAACACCACGCACUACAACUGCGAGUCCGUUGCCUGUAAGUGUUUACCCGACCGCAUGUUAUGCGGUGAGAAAGGUCUGAUUGACAUCUCCGAGUUCCUUACUGAGACCAUUCGGGGACCAGGUGACUUCACGUGCGACGUCAAUGCGAAAAAUUGCCGGUUUUCAGAGCCCAGCAUGAAUGACUUGAUCUCGUCGGUGUUCGGCGACCCGUACAUCACGUUGCAUUGUGAUUCUGGCGAGUGUAUCCACAAAAGCGAGGUUCCGGGCUACGAUAUUCCGCAACGACGGAAAUUUACCAUCAACAACUUCAUCACAAUUGGUGCUGUGCUCAUUGUAUCCAGUGUUAUCAUCAGCUGGUCCGUGUACAGCGUUGGUAAAAGCCCGCUUUUCUCCUUAACAAGUGCUUCAGGCUACGUUCCCUCCACGGACGAGCAUAAUCCGCUCAGUGAGAAUUAUACCCCAGCCGCGUUUUCCUUCAAGAACGUAUCCUACACUCUAAAGAACGGAACGAAGGUUUUGAAUGAUGUCUACGGGCUUGUGCAUCCGGGCCAGUGCUUGGCCAUCAUGGGCGGCUCUGGUGCGGGAAAGACAACCUUGUUGGAUAUCUUGGCUGCAAAGAAAAAGCGUGGAAGUGUAGAGGGAGAGAUCUACGUCAAUGGACAAGUCUUGUCUCCCUCUACAUAUAAGUCGAUCGUUGGAUUUGUCGACCAGGAAGACCAUCUUAUUCCCACUUUGACCGUGUAUGAAACUGUUUUGAAUAGCGCGUUAUUAAGGCUUCCCCGGGCCAUGAGCUUUGCUGCAAAAGUAUCGCGUGUCACCGAAGUGUUAAACGAGCUCCGGAUCCUCAGUAUCAAAGACCGUGUGAUUGGGUCAGAUUUUGACCGAGGGAUAUCGGGCGGCGAGAAGCGGCGCGUCUCCAUCGCCUGCGAGUUGGUCACGUCUCCCUCGAUAUUGUUUCUUGACGAGCCCACAUCGGGUUUGGACGCCUAUAACGCGAAGAACGUUAUUGAUUCGCUCGUGAAAUUGGCCAAAGAUUUCAACAGAACCAUUGUUUUCACAAUUCAUCAACCUAGAAGCAAUAUUGUAUCUUUGUUUGAUAAACUCUUAUUGCUAAGCGAAGGUGACUUGAUAUACUCGGGAGACAUGAUCAAUUGCAAUGAUUAUUUCGGAAAACAUGGAUACCCAUGCCCUCUUGGAUACAACAUCGCGGACUUCUUGAUUGAUAUCACUGUCGACCACAAGAAAGUCAUUCGUGUGCCGAAUGAGGCUAGUACUAAAAGCGUUCAUGACCGCUUUCUUUCCAAUACGACUGGUAGUACUGACAUUACGAGAGAAUGGGAGCAUUUUGCUGUUCAUCGAGAUGAAUAUAAUUAUCAAAGAAUCGGUGACUCUUCUGAAAAUGGGGACGAAUUAAUCAGGUUGAACACAAAAUUGCCUCAAAAAUUCGAGGAAUCUCCAAUUUCCAUCGAACUUAGGAGAGAAAUUCUGGAACUUGCUGUCGAUCCUAAGGAACUAAACUUAGAGCAACACAUGCUUCAAAAAGCAAGUUUUUUUACUCAACUUUCGAUAUUGUCGUCUCGGACAUUCAAGAACUUAUACAGGAACCCACGACUCCUCUUGACAAAUUACGUGUUGUCGCUUGCUGUUGGACUUUUCUGUGGUUUCUUAUAUUAUGAUGUCAGCAACGACAUCAGUGGAUUUCAAAACAGACUUGGUGUGUUCUUUUUUGUUUUGGCACUCUUUGGAUUCUCUUCCUUGACUGGCUUACAUUCAUUCGCACAAGAAAGAAUCAUCUUCAUUCGUGAAAGAGCCAACAAUUAUUAUCAUCCUGCUUCAUACUAUGUCAGCAAAAUUAUUUGUGAUUUGCUUCCCCUUAGAGUACUUCCACCCGUUAUUUUGUUGAGCAUCAUGUACCCCAUGAUUGGAUUGACCAUGGAGCAUAAUGGAUUUUUGAAAGCUCUUGCGAUAUUGGUGCUUUUCAAUCUCGCAGUUGCAAUAGAAGUCUUGAUCGUGGGAAUUGUGAUUAAAGAUCCGGGAACUUCAACGAUCAUCGGUGUACUAAUUCUUUUAUUUUCGUUAUUGUUUGCAGGCUUGUUCAUCAACAGCGAAGAUCUAAAAACACAGAUGAAAUGGCUUGAAUGGAUUUCUCUAUUCCACUAUGCGUAUGAGGCGUUGGCUAUAAAUGAAGUGAAAGACUUGAUCUUGAAGGAGAAGAAGUACGGGCUCUCCAUAGAAGUCCCAGGAGCAGUGAUUUUGAGCACUUUUGGCUUUAAUGUUUCUGCCUUCUGGAAUGAUAUCCUUUUUUUGGUCGGUUGGGGAGUGACUUUUGUCGUGUUAGGGUAUGUCUUCUUGCACUCCUUUACUUACGAGAGAAGGUAAUUCGAUGCGUCAUGAUUUAGAAAAAUAAAUUCACACGUUUCCCGAAGCAUGAAGUAUGAUAAUCGAGAAAUUCAUUUCUUUUCUGCAGGGCAGGCAAAACGACACUAAAAGUAACUGUACAUGUAGUCACUCGAAAACUCAUGCUGCUCCCAAAAUCUAUGAAUCUGAUACCAAAGAUUCUUAACGGCUUUCAGCUUCGCACCUAGUAACAAACAUCGACGUCCAUUCUCUCAGGAAUGGCCCAGAUGUGUUUUAUUUUUUAUUUUUCUUUUGGUAGAUUCAUCUGAUUAAAGGGGC